Fomitiporia mediterranea MF3/22 is the source of this 1464-nucleotide messenger RNA. Its product is annotated as dihydrodipicolinate synthetase. Gene Ontology annotation, molecular function: 4-hydroxy-tetrahydrodipicolinate synthase activity. NCBI's taxonomy places the organism in Eukaryota, Fungi, Basidiomycota, Agaricomycetes, Hymenochaetales, Hymenochaetaceae. The record is from RefSeq and is a predicted model, not a curated record. The transcript is spliced from 4 exons. Bases 4 to 1056 code for a protein of 350 amino acids.
GUCAUGACCGCCAACGGAGUUCACGUUAACGGCAGCACAAACGGACACUCUCGUCCCCUUCGUGGUCUUAAGCCGGGUGUCUAUGCACCAAUUCCGACUUUCUUCCUUCCUGACUCUGAAGAAUUAGAUAUUCCUGCAUUUGAAUCUCAUGUCUUACGUGUUGCAAAGGCUGGCGUCGGCCCACUCUUGGCUGGCUCUAUGGGCGAAGCACACCAUCUCUCAGACGCAGAGCGUUCAGUCCUAAUCCGCGCCGCCCGUCGCGCUCUAGAUUCAGCUGGUUUAGAAGGCGUACCUAUAAUAUCUGGAAUUGGCAGUGGAUCAACUCGCUCUGUUGUGCAGCUGGGUAAGGAAGCAGCUGACGCAGGGGCGGAUGCCACAAUCGCAAUUCUCAGCGGAUAUUUCGCGGGGGCUCUUGCUUCUAACCGGAAAGCCCUCAAGGCAUUUUGGACGGAGGUAUCAGAGAAGAGUCCGGUGCCAGUUCUCAUCUACAACUAUCCUGGCGCUGCGGGAGGCAUCGACUUAGACUCAGAGCUUGUUACUGACCUCGCGAGGGAAUGUCCGAACUUGGCCGGUGUCAAGCUAACAUGCGGCAACGUUGGCAAGCUGACGCGGAUCUGUGCGACGAUAUCAGAUAAAUCGUUCACUGCGGCGCAUCCGCGCAGGAAUCCGGCGUUCCCCUUCCUCGUCCUCGGUGGUUAUGCUGACUUCCUUCUUCCCUCCGCCUUCGCGAACGGGCACGGGGCAAUUACGGGGCUUGCAAACAUCGCUCCUCAUACACUCACACGACUCUUCGAGCUCUGUACCGCCGCUCUGUCUGACCCUUCGGUACUACCGGAAGCUCAACGUCUACAGGGCAUUGUCGCACGUGCGGACUCCACGAUUUCCAAAACGGGGAUCGCAGGGACAAAGUACAUUCUGGAGAAGCUCUACGGUUACGGUGGUCCGCCGCGACGGCCUCUUGUACCGAUAGAAUUGGAGUUGGGUGAAGCGCUUUACGCACAUCCUGACACUGUUGCUAUUGUUGCGGUGGAGCGUGAGCUCGCUGGAAAGCUCUAACGUCAGAUCGCUGUCUUCCUCGAGCUUGUACACGACCGAAGGUUGCAUGCUACGGGUAUGUAUGUAAAUUAUUUUCUGAGAACAACGACGAAGCUUUGGAUUCUGGACCGUUUGUGGGAUAGAGUGGGACGCGCUAGAAUAUAGUGUGGUUAAACGCCAUCCUUACCGCGCGGGACCUAAGCGGUUGUGGGCGGCUUUGGAUGGUGUACGGCGCCGACGUGUACGGUAUUUCUCCGAGAAGUCGAACGUCAACGAUAUGUAUUUGCUAGCUUUCUUAGUUCGUAUAUCUAGCAUAUACAUCACGCGACUCGCUCUGCCAAUUUCCGUUAAUGUUGAGUGUGGGACAAGCCGCGGAUACGUCGAUGGUCGAGGAACACAUCCGCGACAGCCUUCUGCAUCAAUACGUAG